AUGUUUGAAACCCAGACUCCGGUCAGCCCUCUUCAUCAGACCCUGCAGACUUCCGACAGUGAUUUCGUGGCAGCCCCAGGAGCACAGACAUCCCUCAGUAAAUCUAUACCAACCGUCGAUCAGAACCAGCUGAAGAAGCUUACUUGUCCCCGGUGCAUCAAAGCAGGAUUUCUUGACGCUCCUCCGCACGCCAGCAUUCGAAGCAAGCACUGUAGGUUCAACAAGAACAAGACUUCGGACACUGCUGUGUUUCUCAAUGAGAGGACGGGUGCGGCGGAAGGGUUGGGGGCUGCUACCGUAUCUACAGUGGAAAAGGAUUCUACGGUCGCAGCUGUGAAGAACUCACCGUUUGCUGUGUUGGAGAGGAGCCCAAUGCCUGCUGUGGUGGAAAAGGAGUCAGCGGUAGAUGGUUCAGGAGUUGACCAGGAUUCAACAGUCGCUGUUGUUGACAAGGAUUCUACGGCUGUUGUUGAGGGUUCAACGGUUGAGGAAGAAUUGACGGAUGCUGUUGAGGGUUCAGCUGGUGAGGAGGAAUCAACAGGCGCUGUUGAGAUGGAAUCAACGGAGGCGCCAAGUCAACGGACGCCCAUGGCUAGCCGUGGUGAUCUUAUUGCUGGUUUCGCGUAUUUUGUUGCUGAAAAGUUCUGGUUUUUCUUGCACAGCUUUGUUAACCGAACGAUCUCGCCUUGUUCAGCACUUGAGAAAGUACGAAGAAUGGCUGCGAUUUACAGGGCUAACUAUCAAGAGGCGCAGGGCGUCAAUCGGCCCAAGUCCAUUGCGUAUCUUCGACGCCAACAAAUCGGACAGGCUUUGGACUAUGGUCACCUCGACGCGUAUGGACGUCCCAAUGUGAAGUACGCAUGGAACAGGAACAUUCAUCAGCGGGAUCUUGCAACUAAACAGAACUAUGUUGACCCAAAGCACGAGACGGUCAUCUCCUCAGUUGAAGAGCUGAAGCUCAACGCAGCUAAGCUCCAAACCAGGGCUUACAAAGACGCUAUGGAGUUUCUAAAAGCUGAGAAGGGUUUUCGCGAACGGGAACUUUUCCUGGAUCGCAUUACGCCUUCGAGGAGGCCGGGAACGGCGGUUUCGGUUGGCACCUCCACCUCUACGAGCGGACUUCCUAUCCCGGAUCAAACAGGAUAUGUUUACAACUAUCCGGCUGAAGUGACCGCACAAACAGGGCUCCAAUUUCAAGCUCCUGCUGGAGGUAAGGAGGUCCCCGAGGAAAAGCUGAACCUCAACACUAAGAAUAUGAACCCCAUGAUCCAGACACGGGAGACUGAGAUCCGGUUGGAUCCGGUUGACAGGACCUAUAGAGUAGGCGUCGCUUCAAGAGUCGUGGAUCGGCCCCCAAAGUUCACUCCACCGAAGGCCGAUCGGUAUGGGCUCAGCCCAUAA
Molecule: messenger RNA, 1401 nt
Organism: Fimicolochytrium jonesii
Lineage: Eukaryota; Fungi; Chytridiomycota; Chytridiomycetes; Spizellomycetales; Powellomycetaceae
Exons: 4
Coding region: 1-1401 (466 amino acids)
Source: RefSeq, a predicted model, not a curated record